Messenger RNA from Myodes glareolus (Bank vole), 1904 nucleotides. It is a transcript of the gene Katnal2, whose product is annotated as katanin catalytic subunit A1 like 2. The record is from RefSeq and is a predicted model, not a curated record. Lineage: Eukaryota; Metazoa; Chordata; Mammalia; Rodentia; Cricetidae. Gene Ontology annotation, molecular function: ATP binding; protein binding; ATP hydrolysis activity.
UCCAGCUGCUGUCCUUAGACACCGGUCCGCUGGUGGCGGGCUUCUCUUCACUCCUCGUGGACCCUGGCUCAGUGUCUAAUGGAGCUUUCUUAUCAGACUCUCAAACUCACGCACCAAGCGCGGGAAGCGUAUGAGAUGAGAACAGAAGCUCGGCGGAAAAACCUUCUCAUUUUGAUUUUGCAUUAUUUAACACAAGAAGGCUAUAUCGACACGGCUAAUGCGCUGGAGGAAGAGACUAAGCUGGGGUUACGGCGCUUUGAAGUUUGUGACAACGUUGACCUGGAAACAAUUUUGAUGGAAUAUGAGAGCUAUUAUUUUGUAAAGUUCCAGAAGUACCCCAAAAUGGUUAAGAAGGCGCCAGAGCCAGUAGAAAAUAAUUUACCACCAAGAAGUGGAGGGAAGAACAACAGAAGGGUGACAAAUGACAAUUGUCAAAAUCUCCCCAAGAUCUGUCAGCAGAGGCUACGACCCAAAACCUCAAUAGUGAAGACAGGGGACACCAAAUCUGUCAAGGACCAUUCUAAACAGGAGAAUGUCAAUAAUGCUCAAGUAGAGAAUGCUGACUUUGGCCUAAACAUAUCAAAAAUCCAGAAGAACGGCACAGAGGAAAAGGCCCACCCACGAAGAGGCCAAAUCAUUGACUUCCGGGGGCUGCUCACAGAUGCUAUCAAAGGAGCCACCAAUGAACUCGCCUUGAACACUUUCGAAUGUAACCCAGACCCUUCGGAGCGGCUGCUGAAACCUCUGAGUGCAUUUAUUGGCAUGAACAGUGAGAUGCGAGAACUGGCAGCCGUGGUGAGCCGGGACAUUUAUCUCCAUAACCCCAACAUAAAGUGGAACGACAUUAUUGGACUGGACGCGGCCAAGCAGUUAGUCAAAGAAGCCGUUGUGUACCCAAUAAGGUACCCACAGCUGUUUACAGGCAUCCUCUCCCCUUGGAAAGGUCUGCUGCUUUACGGCCCUCCAGGUACAGGAAAGACGCUGCUGGCCAAAGCGGUGGCCACCGAGUGCAAAACGACUUUCUUUAACAUUUCUGCCUCCACCAUUGUCAGCAAGUGGAGAGGAGAUUCAGAAAAACUUGUCCGGGUGCUGUUUGAACUUGCCCGCUAUCAUGCCCCCUCCACGAUCUUCCUGGACGAGCUGGAGUCUGUGAUGAGUCAGAGAGGCAUGACUCCUGGGGGAGAACACGAAGGGAGCCUCCGAAUGAAGACGGAGCUCCUGGUGCAGAUGGACGGGUUGGCCCGCUCGGAGGAUCUCGUAUUUGUCUUAGCAGCGUCUAACCUGCCGUGGGAGCUGGACUGCGCCAUGUUACGGCGCCUGGAGAAGAGGAUUCUGGUUGAUCUCCCUAGCCAAGAGGCCAGACAGGCCAUGAUCUACCACUGGCUGCCCCCUGUGAGCAAGAGCCAAGCCCUGGAGCUGCACACAGAGCUGGAGUACAGCGUGCUGAGCCAGGAGACGGAAGGCUACUCAGGCUCCGACAUUAAGCUGGUCUGCAGGGAGGCAGCCAUGCGGCCUGUGAGGAAGAUCUUCAGUGUGCUCGAAAGUCAUCAGUCAGAGAGCAGCAAUUUACCCGGGAUCCAGCUGGAUACUGUGACCACGGAGGACUUUUUGGAUGUGUUGGCUCACACCAAGCCUUCAGCAAAGAAUCUGACUGAGAGAUACUUGGCCUGGCAAGAGGAGUUUGAGUCUGUGUAAAUAAAACUGUACUCAGUCCGACCUGGUCAGAGGCUGGGAUGGAAGGGAGGAGAAUUUUCUUGAACACAGAAUGAAUCUGGACAAAAGUGUUACUUUGUAGAUGAGAUCUUGUGUCAUGGAUGUCAGCAAAGUGAAGGCUUUGGUUACGAGUGUGUGGGUCAGGCAAUGGAGGGGUUCUUACAAUUCCACUAUAAAAAUUUGAAGAAGUU